Messenger RNA from Megalobrama amblycephala (Wuchang bream), 2872 nucleotides. RefSeq lists its product as uncharacterized. Lineage: Eukaryota; Metazoa; Chordata; Actinopteri; Cypriniformes; Xenocyprididae. Gene Ontology annotation, molecular function: guanyl-nucleotide exchange factor activity; protein binding. Bases 897 to 2711 code for a protein of 604 amino acids. The transcript is spliced from 11 exons. The record is from RefSeq and is a predicted model, not a curated record.
AUUGUAAUAAUAUUUCACAAUAGUUCCAUUUUACUUUAUUUUACACAGCAAUUAAAUGCAUUCAUGGUUGGCAUAACAAAAUCUUACCAACCACAUUUGAAUUGUUUGACCAUGUUGCUUGCAACUUUACCCAUUCUAGCUUUUUUAUUAGUUUUAUUUAUCUUUACUACUAACGUAAAAUCACACAAAUAAGAGUUUUAAACUGAAUUUAGACAUGUCCCAAUGUUAACAUGGUUAAAAAAAUACUGUAGUUCGACUUGAGGCUGACCAUUAGUAUUUUCACUGAAAGUUAAGUACUUCAUUUCACUGACCAUUUGUUAAAUAAUAAUUCAUUUCACAUCCUAUUCUGUACAGCUGCACUUGUAGCUCAUCUCUGGUUGAAUUUCCUCUAUAGAGAUCCACUCUCCCUGUAUGUCCAUUCAUGUGUUUGUCUUUGACCCUGAACAGAAUCAUUCUCUGCUUGUUUAAGCCUAUAGUCUGCAGGUUUUCAGAAAUCCAUUAAUCGGUUCCAUAGUUAUCAACCUAAACACUGUCAGGAGGUCUCUGUUGAGAGAUACUGAUGUCAUCGCUCAAAUAAUUGUCGUCUCUCAUGAUGAAAGAUCAUCGCUGCAUGAUAGAGAGGAUUAACUGUUUUUAUCUGGGAUUAAAGACUGCCCCCGUCUAGGUUUCCUAAUGGGUGUGGGUUUAUAUUCAAAGCUUAAGACCUUCUAAAAGCACUCCAUCCAUCCAUCCAUCCUCGGAGAGCUUCACUUCAGUCUGGAGAGAGAAGCUGGCUCGCAAGUUUGCACACAAGUACUACUUUGCACUAUGACUGAAAUGUUUAUACUUGUUUUAAGGAAGUAUGCGUUGAUAUUUCUAUCUUAAUAAGAAGAAUAUCCAGAUGAAGAUUUUAGGAGAUGACAUCUGCGGUGGACAAUAUGGAGCAAAUUUCAGCCGAACAGGAUCAGCUGUUUUCCAUCAUUAGUAGCGCUCAGCGUGGAAGAAUAGAUGAACAGCGCUGCACAUUGGGUCCAACAACACCUAAACAAGUUCAUGCCAACAGCCCAGAUGCCGAUGAUUUUUUCCAGUUCCUGGUCAACAGUCAGAGCCAACGAUUAGAUGACCAACGAGUGACGCUUAAUGCGUUGCCAGGGAUGGAGGCAUUCACCAUCAGAGAUCCGAAAGACGGAAAUGUACUGAAGACAAACUUUGAUCAGUUUUGCAACAUGGUCAGCAGAGCUCAUAGUUUCAGGAAACGCAACACUCCAAAAAACACCCUGACCCCUGGGGCCCAAGACUCUGUGAGAAGAGCAAGCUUCAGUCCUCAACCUUCUGCUGAUUCAGACACUUAUAACACGCUCAAAACCAGAUCAGCCUCAUUCAACCCCAUAUCAGACAAGGACAGAAUGGAAAGUUUUCAACAUGAGCAGGACCAGCUGUUUUCUCUAGUUAGUCAAGCACAAUGUGGACGUAUGGAUGAACAGCGCUGCUCGAUUAACCCCUUAUCGCCUUCACCCAAAAGUAUGGAUAACAGCCAGGCAGAUCAAGAUAUCGAGAAUUUUUUUAAACUCAUUUCUAACACCCAAAACCGGCGAUUUGAUGAUCAGCGGGCGACGUUAAACCUGUUGCCAGGAAAACAAGCACCUUCUGGUAUGACUGAUCAGGAUUCGGAUCAGCUCUUCAACAUGGUCUCCAGAAUGCAGGGCUCUCGGAUAGAUGAUCAGCGCUGUUCUGCUCCCAAAAUCCAGCUGGGGACUCCCGCACCCCCAAGGAAGUCUCAUUCUCAACCCGUAUUGCCGACUAACCCUCCAUCUUCCAGGAGAUCAGGAUCAUUCAGUCCUUCCUCUGAGGUACAAAAUAGUAUUGAUGAGGACCAGUUUUUUGCCCUGGUGCAUCAUGCACAGCAAGGGCGAAUGGAUGACCAGCGGUGCUCAUUUGAACCCUUUAAAAAGACUUCUCCCUCUCCGAAGAACCCAAAUGCUAAUCCCACAGAAGAUCCUGAGCAGUUUUUCAAACUAGUGACUGACUUUCAAAGAGGACACUUGGAUGAUCAACGCGCGACACUUAACACAUUGCCAGGCCUCCAGCCGAGAGAGAAAAAUAAAGUAGCCCCUCAAAUCAUGCUGACCCCGGCAUCACCUGCUCCACCGAAGAAAAUUUGUUCCAGUCCUUCCUCUCCCACUCUGACUGUCUAUGAAUCAGACAUACCCGGCAGGCCUCCCUCCAGAUCGGCCUCAUUUUGCCCAGUGUCAGAUAAGGAGGGAUUACAGUACGAUGACAGGUCUGCGCAGAUAACAUUUCAGAUUUCCAUGUGCUUCCCUCCACAUCAGACACUUGGAGCAAAUAAUCAGCCAUAUACAUUCCCUGAAGUCUUCCUCACAAUCGGACAACCAGGAGAGACUAUAGUCAUUCCUCUCAGCCCCAAGCCUGGCAGACCGCUCUCUCUCAAUGUGAACCCACCUAAAAACCAUCGCUCCAGGUCUAAGUCCCCUCACAAGUCUCCCGCCAGACAGGGACGCUCCAGACCCUCGUCUCCACACCCAGGAGACGCGCCUAGUCCACUCAGCCCAUACGAGGACUACUUCUCUCUCAUCCAAAGAGUCCACACCGCUCAGCUGCAACAGAAUAAUAGACAGGACAGUGCAGAGCCCAGCAAGGAGGCUAGGAAGGGAAAGGAAAAGAGCAGUGGAAAGAAAGAGAAAAAAGAGGGAAACAAAGAAAAGAAAAAAUAAGAUGUAUGUAUAUAUGUAUUUUCAUAUAGGUUUCACAUCACCUGGAUGAAUGGCAGUGUUACAAAUAAGCUAAACAUGUUGGUUGAGUAAAAUGAUUGACUGGAAUUUAUUUUAUUUGUGUGUCUGUAUUAAAGGAUUAGUUCACUUUCUAAUUAAAAUUU